Molecule: messenger RNA, 777 nt
Organism: Gossypium arboreum
Lineage: Eukaryota; Viridiplantae; Streptophyta; Magnoliopsida; Malvales; Malvaceae
Product: protein STRICTOSIDINE SYNTHASE-LIKE 10-like
Exons: 5
Coding region: 1-777 (258 amino acids)
Biological process (GO): biosynthetic process
Molecular function (GO): strictosidine synthase activity
Source: RefSeq, a predicted model, not a curated record
AUGCUAGAAGAUGUUGCUUUAAUAGCAAACCUUCCAAUCAACAAUCAUGUAGUAAUAAGAGCUAGUAACAUUGAUGCGGAGUAUGAGUGCCACCGAUUGUUGGAUGACAUGCUAUCUAAGAAAAAUUUGAAGAAAGAUUUAGAUAGGAAUCGAGUAAAUUUGUUUUUACAAUCGGAAAGUGUUGUCUUUGAUUGUAAAAGUGAAGGACCAUAUGUUGGUAUAUCCGACGAAAGAAUAUUAAAAUGGAAAGAUUCAAACAUUGAACCGAUAUGUGGAAGACCAUUGGGCUUGAAAUUCGAUGCUCAAACAUGUCUUUUGUAUAUAACGGAUGCCUAUUUUGGUCUUUUAGUUGUUGGACCAAACGGUGGCUCGGCUAUAAAACUGGCUAUUUUGACAGAAGGAGUUCCAUUCAAAUUUAAAAAUGGCUUAGACAUCGAUACAAGCACCAAAAUGAUUUAUUUUACUGAUAGUAGCAUUCUUUUUCAAAGAAGGGAUGCUGACUUUCUUAUAAGUUCCAGUGAUAGAACUGGACAGCUGUUGAAAUACAAUCCUUAUACAGGAGACGUAUUUGUUUUGUAUGACAGUUUAACUUUUCCUAAUGGAGUUGCUUUGAGUGCAAACAAUUUGUUUAUUCUAAGGAAUAAAAAUGGCAGAGGAAGAUUAGGAACAAUUGAAAACGAUGCUCCAGAUCCAAUCCAAAUGAAGUUUAAUGAAGAAGCCAAGGUUUUGAAAAUCUUGGAUGGAAAGGGCGCACCCACUUUUAACUCAGAUAAGUGA